UAAACGCUGAAACGCCAAGUCUGCUAGGAAGCACUUUUCCCCAAUUCCCCCCACCUUAAAACCGUUUCUGGCACGUUCAUUCCGUUUCUCGUAGGACGGCGCGGAAGCUGAAAGUUUCAGAACGACUCGUUUUUUGUCCUCCUCCGAGUCCGACUCGGAGGCCCAAUCGGGUUCGCAUUUGCGUUUAGUUCUGUCGGAGAUAGAUCGUUGGUGGAAAAUUUCCAGUCACAGAGCUGGAGUCUCUACAAGAAACCAAGCAGUUGAAGGGCCCCCCUGCCACUGUCAACGGUCAGAUCCGUUAUCGAUCGCCGUCUGCUGCUGAACUUUUUGAAGGUCAGGCUGGAAAUUCUCCGCCGUCUAAUUCCCCUGACCAGCACCUAUCCGAAAACGAAUCUGGCAAAAUGCUCAAGCGUCCCGGCCGUUCGGAGUCCUUCUCCGAUAAGAUCUACAGGUUUCGCGGCGUUUUGUUCGUGGUCUCAGUUCCACUCCUCCUCAUUACUUUUGUGCUCUAUUUAAUGCCUGCUAGCUCUUCAAACCAGUCCAUAGAAGACUAUGCUAUCACUCAUCGUAAAAUGUCCCCCAAUCACAAAUCACCCAACUCUUACGCCGUCAUCUUCGAUGCUGGCAGUUCUGGCAGCCGUGUCCAUGUCUUCCAUUUUGACCAGAACUUAGAUCUCGUUUACAUUGGCAAAGAUCUUGAGCUUUUCGUGCAGAUUAAACCGGGUUUAAGCGCAUACGCCCAAGAUCCAAGGCAGGCAGCCGAGUCUCUGAUCACUCUUUUAGAUAAGGCGGAAAGUGUUGUUCCACGCGAAUUGCGCCCCAAGACACCUGUUAGAGUUGGGGCAACUGCAGGUUUGAGGGCUUUGGAAGGGGAUGCUUCAGACAGGAUCUUGCAAGCGGUCAGGGAUUUGCUCCAGGAAAGGAGCACUCUAAAAGCUGAGCCUGAUGCAGUUACUGUGCUGGAUGGAACCCAAGAAGGUGCUUUUCAAUGGGUUACCAUCAACUAUCUGUUGGGAAACCUGGGAAAAGAUUAUUCGAAGACAGUUGGAGUGGUUGAUCUUGGAGGUGGAUCUGUUCAAAUGGCAUAUGCCAUCUCAGAGACAGAUGCUGACAAGGCUCCUAAAUCACUGGAUGGGGAGGAUCCAUACGUCAAGGAGAUGUUCCUAAGGGGCAGGAAAUAUUACCUCUAUGUUCACAGCUACUUGCGGUAUGGUUUACUAGCAGCUCGUGCAGAGAUUUUGAAGGUUUCUGGUGAUUCUGACAACCCUUGUAUCUUAGCUGGCUAUGAUGGGUCUUACAAAUAUGGAGGAAAGUCGUUUAAGGCCUCGGCCUACCCUUCUGGUGCCAGCUUGAGUGAAUGCAAGAGCACAGCUCUCAAGGCUCUCAAAGUUAACGAGUCAAGUUGUACACACAUGAAGUGCACUUUUGGUGGCAUAUGGAAUGGUGGAGGAGGGGAUGGACAGGAAAAUCUUUUUGUUGCCUCGUUCUUCUUUGACCGGGCUGCUGAGGCGGGCUUUGUUGAUUCAGAAUCACCAACCGCCAAAAUUCGUCCUGUGAAUUUUGAGGAAGCUGCCAAGCAAGCUUGUGAAACAAAACUUCAAGAUGCCAAAUCUGCUUAUAAACAUGUCGAGGAGGGGAACCUUCCAUAUCUAUGCAUGGAUCUUGUAUAUCAGUAUACAUUGCUUGUUGACGGGUUUGGCCUAGAUCCAAUGCAGGAGAUUACGUUGGUGAAGAAAGUUAAAUAUCAUGGCGCUCUGGUUGAAGCAGCAUGGCCCUUGGGUAGCGCUAUUGAAGCUGUAUCAUCGGUGUAAUGAAACCAGUUUCAUUCUAAAUCUUGGGGCUUGAGAGUUUGAUCACAAAGUUUUGAGGUGAAAUAUUGUCAUUCCAUGUUAAUUAGAAAUGACAUCAGGCUGAAUUGAUAUAGGAUGAGUUUACAUUUUUAAGAAUAAUGGGAGAAUAUAGUUCAUUAUUUUUUUAUUUGUAAUUAAUUAGUUUCACAAAUUAUCAUAUUCACAACUCUAGAGGGCUGAUUCAUUUCUAUUGGUUCAUGUAGUCUUCAUAACCGAUGAACACAACAAAACAUAUGCCACAGCAUUUUUGUUCCUGAAAGUGAAAGAUUCUCCUUUGUAAUAGCAGUUUAUCCUUCCUUCUUUCA
This is a messenger RNA of Prosopis cineraria, 2155 nucleotides long. RefSeq names its product apyrase 2-like. Gene Ontology annotation, biological process: nucleoside diphosphate catabolic process. Gene Ontology annotation, molecular function: nucleoside diphosphate phosphatase activity. The record is from RefSeq and is a predicted model, not a curated record. Gene Ontology annotation, cellular component: membrane. Lineage: Eukaryota; Viridiplantae; Streptophyta; Magnoliopsida; Fabales; Fabaceae. Bases 402 to 1811 code for a protein of 469 amino acids. The transcript has 10 exons.